UGACUGUAUUUCGGGUCACGGGAGGCAUGAGAGUUCAACGCCAUCGUAUUUCACCCCAGAAAUGUCUGUCCUCGUCUUUCUGCCCACAAUCAAGGGUAGUUAUCGCCAACACUCGCCCGCAAGUGACAGCAGCAACUGGACCAGAGGGUCGUGAAACUCAGUAGGAGUUGCCAAGAUAUGUUUCCAAUCCUCAGUGUGUCUCCGGACUGUGUUUGUGACGUGAAGGAAAUGUGCUUCGGAGUCUCUAGCAGAUGAGAAGAAGACGGGCAGAAAUGGGUGGAAAGAAAUCCAAGAUCUCGGCAGACGACGACACGACGCAUUCGGCAAGAAAGACUCCCGAGGAAAACCUUCCCAGCGCCGAACGCAUUCGCAAACACAUGACCACACACUUCGGCUACAGCGUUCUCAGCCUGGCUCGGCGUGGGAUUCGGGAUCCUCCGGAGGGUCUGUGGGAUCUGACGGAUCUACAGAAACUCAACCUGUCACUCAACUCUCUACGAUCCAUUCCCUCGUCUCUGGGAUCGUUGGAAAACCUAGUGGUGUUGAAUCUGUGGGGGAACCAGCUGACCAGUUUACCGCCUGAGAUCGGGCGUCUCCGAAACCUGAAGGUGCUCUUCGCGUAUCGGAAUCGGUUAAGCGACGUUCCCGAGGAACUGGGAUGCUGCACUAAACUGGAAGUUUUAAGUCUGGCUAAUAAUCUUCUCACCGGCCUCCCGUCGACGCUUUCAUCCCUCGACGGACUCAAGAAGCUCAACCUGAGCCACAAUCACAUCAAUCACAUCCCCGGAUGCGUUUACGCCAUGAAGAGCCUGGUGUUCCUGCAGCUGGCCUGCAACAGACUGGAAAACAUCGCGGAUCAGAUCCAAGCGCUGGCCGACUUAAAGAUCCUCAUCGUCGAGGGAAACUGCAUCCACUCGCUUCCCAAGAUGCUCUGCCGUCUGACCAAGCUGGAGCUCCUGAAUGUGGACUUCAACGACAUCCAGAGCGUCCCGGCGGAGAUGCACCGGCUGAGACGCCUGGAGAAGUUAGCGUGCCAUCCGCUGGAUAAAGGCCUUCACAUCGUGCACAAUCCCCUGCUGAAACCCAUCAAAGAGGUUCUGGACGGGGGUCUGCAAGCGCUCUACAGUUACCUGAGGAACCCGUAACACACACACUCUACAGUUACCUGAGGAACCCGUAACACACACACUCUACAGUUACCUGAGGAACUCGUAACACACACACUCUACAGUUACCUGAGGAACUCGUAACACACACUCUACAGUUACCUGA
This is a messenger RNA of Rhinichthys klamathensis goyatoka, 1272 nucleotides long. It is a transcript of the gene lrrc30a, whose product is annotated as leucine rich repeat containing 30a. The record is from RefSeq and is a predicted model, not a curated record. The transcript is spliced from 2 exons. Lineage: Eukaryota; Metazoa; Chordata; Actinopteri; Cypriniformes; Leuciscidae. Gene Ontology annotation, molecular function: protein binding. The coding region runs from base 252 to 1145 and encodes 297 amino acids.